UAUGGUCCGGACCCAGCCCACCCCAGCUCAGGCUGUCAGCCGGCGCAGGCUAAUACUAGCUGAUCCCUGCGUUCAGGGAAGGCGGACCUUGGGUCGGAUCUGUCGCCUCCAAAGCCGGGGCCUGGGUGUUCCCCCCGCCCACGCCUCCCUCCCGCCUGCCGGUCGCUACCACCCUUAGCUUCUCAGACUGAGCUCCUCGUCCCGGAGAGGAUUAAAGCCCAGGAAGGCAGGGGUCUUCUGCUAAGGAUUUGGCUGUGCUGGUGGUCAUCACAUUGGUGGGAGCUACAGCCUUGGACACCCCUAACAUCAGAAGUCAGUGGGCAGGUUGACUGAGCACUGGCAGACUCCCAGCAUCAGCAUGAACUCCAGGGUCUCAGCUACUCAGAACUGGUUCAGCAGCCACCCACCCACCACAGAGCCUGACUUGGAACCUGCCACUGAAGGGUCUACCACAGAGACUAACACCCUCAGCCCAGAAACCACAAGCUUCAAUGGCACCAGAAUCCCUGAUAUGGCAGGUGGUGCAGCUGGUGUUGGUACCAUGCUUCUGUCUUUUGGGAUCAUCACAGUGAUUGGCCUGGCUGUGGCCAUGGUUUUAUACAUCAGGAAGAAGAAGAGGCUGGAGAAGCUACGCCACCAGCUCAUGCCUAUGUACAACUUUGACCCCACGGAGGAGCAAGACGAACUGGAGCAGGAGCUCCUGGAACAUGGGCGAGAUGCAGCCUCCAUGCAGGCCGCUGCCUCCCUGCAGGCCACACAGGGCAAGGGCACUCUCUCUUCCCAAGGCCCACUGCAGAGGCCUAGCAGGCUGGUGUUUACUGAUGUAGCCAAUGCCAUCCACGCGUGAGUGGCCUGAGAACAGGCCUGGACCUCUGACAAAGACACCUGCCACAGUGCCAGCAGCAUUGCCCACUUCCUGGCUGUCGAGACCUAUUCUCAGGACCUGCACCAUCGCUACCACAAGACAGGAAAGGGCUGCGAGAGACCCCAGCUGUGCUGAGGCCCUAUCCACUGACUCUCAGGCUUUGAAGAGAGAGCUCUGACCAGGCUAGCCAUCUGGCCACUGACUUCUCCUGAACCGAUGGCCCUGACGUGGAAGGCAGCCCUCAUGCAGGAAGGCUAAAAGCCACUGAUGGCUUCCUGGUCUCCUGUACAUAAACCUCGCAUCAAGGUCUGCUUCUCUGAUGGGGAGGAAGGGCACAAGCUUGAAGGGCAAGAGAGAAGAGAUAUGCUCCCCCUCUCUAGGAUUGCCUUUUUCUUUCUUUCUUUCUUCCUUUAUUCUGGAGCCUCCUCUAGGGUAGAGAGAGGCAAAUCCCCAGAUGAUAGGGACAGGGCAGGGCAGUACCUUUUGGGGAAGGUUGUUUGGUUGUUUGUUUUUUGAGGCAGGUUCUUGGCUGGCUUGGAACUUGCUGUGUAGACAAGGCUGGUCUCCAGCUCAUAGAGAUCUACCUGCCUCUGCUUCCUGAGUGCUGGGAUGAAAGGAGUACCCCACCACAUCCAGCUAACGCAGCACCAUUUAUAGGCCCAGGAGACCCAGGGACAGAGCUGGAAAUGCCCAGUAGAAAGGGCUGCAGAAACCCAGGGACUGUCCAUAGUUAGGGUAUUGGAUAUUUUGGUAAGUGGGUGAGCACAAAGUCUCUCAGCCACCUAUCACUGGCAGCCAAGGCAGCUGAGAGAGAUGCGAUUGGGAGCCUGGGUUUGGAAAGAUGCAACUCCCCCAGAUGUGGAGAAAGGUUUUUCACAUGUACACAGACAUGUACCUGUUCCAGAAUAAGAGUAAGAUGGAGGCCCUCCGCAUCAGCUCCACUUUGCAAGCUGACCCCCACCCCGUGGUAUGGAGUGGAGCAUCACCAUAGGCUGCUUCCUCUCCUUCAGUGCUCAGGGCUGCACGGAAGAAGGAAAGAGGGCUGGGUUCCUCUGUCCACUGUGUUUCUUCAGUGGGCUCCAAAAGCUGGGCUGGGCUGCUCCUGGAAAUGGCUCCCCUUCCAAUAUGGGGUUCUGGGAGAGGCCUUUGGUCUAAGGGCAGUCACAGGUCAGACUAGUAGGAAAAGUUACGGUUGCCUAGAGGGGAGUGUUCUUUGAGGAAAAGACCUAAGAAAGCAAGUCUGGUUUUAGUUUUGCCCUUCCGCCCUCUGUUCAGGAAGGGCCACUCAGUGUCGUGGACCGUGGAGGGGGGUUUCUGCCAUUGGUCUCACUCUAGUCUUGGACGCAGGAGGCUGACACCAGGGACAUCUGGGCAGAGUAAUCACAAAGAUGGGGGGCAGUUUUCUCCACUGGGACUCACACAUGAGCAUGCACAGAGGCGUGUCCCCAGCUUCGUCACCAUGGCUGUCCUCUGCUGGCUAGAGGGGAUGCGGGGGUGGUACAUGCUGUUGGGCUGACCCACAUGUCAGGAGGUGAGAGGCUAGGAGGGUCCCAUGGGGCCGGCUCCUGCCCGGAGAUGCUAUAAAUACGUUAGCGCUUGAGCAACUGGAGGGCUCUGCAUAAUUUAGGAUGCACAACGCUGUAAUUUAACUCGCAGCAUCUCCAUGUGGGAGAGCAUUAGGUGUAAUUAAGAUGUUUACACAAAGAGAAUGGAGUCUUUGACACUUGGGGUGCAAAACCCCAGGAGGGGACACAAUGGGUGAGGUGAGGCUCUGUGGGAGGCCUGGGGACAGUUACUUGGAUCCCAGUUAUGAGGUGGCAGGCAGCCCAGCUGUUUUUCUUGAUCUGUCCAUGGAAAUGCUUCAACUGGGAGAUGGGGUGACAAGGCCUGCAGUUGUGGAGAGGUCAAGAGGACAGAAUCCUGUGAGAUCAGGUCUAGAAGAGGGCUUGAUCUCCAAAGAUUGUGGAGUGCCAUAUGGUGUCUCAGGAUCCGCAGGACUUAGGCUUGAAAUACAAAAGUAAAAUGGUUUUCUAUGGAACACAAAGUAAAGGAUAUUUAGCAUGGGAUGGGAGUCGAUCAGGUUUUAUGUAUGGGACCCACCUGCGAGGCUAACAGAGAUGUAGGGGAAAAAGACACUGUGGUGACCAGUUUGCCAGAAAUGCCCCAGUGAUAAUGCUGAAAGCCCCUUAAGAGAGCUAAUGUUCAGACUAGCAUGAUGGAAAUAUGGAGGGAGUUAGCUUCCAAGUUCCCUGAUGAGGGCUGGGCUGAAGGUGGGGGCGGUGGGUCAUGGGAUAGAUCUUCAGCAAGGCUGAGAACCAUGUACUCCAUGGGUCACGCAAAUGAGUUAUGGAUGAACCUGUCAGUGAUAGAUUGGCUGUUAGGAAAGCCUCCUCGCAGAAGACUGGCCGUGCGUGGGAUGAGCAAGCGGGCUGUGUGUUCCCACAUUAUUAGUCAACCCUUGGUUCAGGGAUGGGGGAGCCGCAGAGCCCUUGGUAUCCUGAAGAAAUAAGGGUGACACCCAGGGACCAGAGAUGCUGACUGAAGUAGGAGAACCCCUGUGCCCUUUCCUUCUGCCGCAUGACCAGGCCCCUUUCCUGAAGGGUGGGCCUGGCUAAGAGACAGACACAGGCUGCUUUCUGUGAGUGGCAGGCCGCCUAUUUAUAGACUGUACCCUCACAGUAAAUUGUCCCUUCUACUCACCUUGUUCUGUUUUCUAGAUCUUUCUCCUACUCUCAGAAGAAAUCCAAAUUCCCGAAUCUCUCACAGAGUGUAGGGUUCAUAAACAUUGAGGUGAAAGGGUCUGGUGGAUGUGUUCUCCUUGUUGCCUAAGGAGACUCUCCUUGCCUCUCUCAGUGGUGAAUGGGGUAAGGCUGAUUGCCCACCAUUGCUGCUUCUAAAAUUGGCAAUUAGGCCCCUCUGAGGAAGGCCCUCCCCCUCCCUAUAAUCAAUCAGACUCUCUGUAUGUCUCUCUGUCUCUCUGUUCUCUCUCUCUCUCUCUCUCUCUCUCUCUCUCUCUCUCUCUCCCAUGCAUGAAAUCUCUCUUUAUGAAUAGCAGCCAGGGCUUCAGGUCAGAAGCAGCGGUGGCUGGCAGCGGGCGGUGUCAGGGUAGAUGUGGAUGGGCGCCUUCAAAGGAGGCUGUCUCUUGUUUAAUAUAGUGAAGUGUCACCUUGGAGCCGAAGUGAAUAGAGUAAUCCCAUUGCUCGGCUGCAGGCAGACAGUGGGGAUGCCUUCAGAAUGUAAAGGGAAGCUCCUGUUGGAGAGAGCUCAGAAACUCCUGCAGUGCUCCGACCUUCCUGGAGAUUCUUAGAAACAUUCCCUCCAGCCCAGUAGCCCAUCGGUGAG
Chionomys nivalis (European snow vole) is the source of this 4207-nucleotide messenger RNA. It is a transcript of the gene C4H3orf18, whose product is annotated as chromosome 4 C3orf18 homolog. Bases 359 to 847 code for a protein of 162 amino acids. Lineage: Eukaryota; Metazoa; Chordata; Mammalia; Rodentia; Cricetidae. The transcript is spliced from 5 exons. The record is from RefSeq and is a predicted model, not a curated record.